Molecule: messenger RNA, 1902 nt
Organism: Heterostelium album PN500
Lineage: Eukaryota; Evosea; Eumycetozoa; Acytosteliales; Acytosteliaceae
Exons: 1
Coding region: 1-1902 (633 amino acids)
Source: RefSeq, a predicted model, not a curated record
AUGAGUAGUACAACAAAGAAUAGAAAGAAUAAUAGUAGUAGUAAAAGAUCUUCAAAUAUUACCAAUAGUGGUAAUAAUAAACAACAACAACAAUCAGUAGCAGAUCAACAACCUUUACAAAUAAACUAUGAAUAUCAAUCAUUCAAACAUUGGAUAUGGAUCAAUCGAGUGACCACCUUGAUGAUUGUUUUCGGUAUGUUCAGAUUGUAUAUGUCCAAUGGUGAGAUGACGGUGGGUGGUGAUUCCAACUCCAAUAUGUUGUUGUCACUUCGACUGGCACAUGUGCCACCAUCGUCACUGCUCAGCAGCAGUGGUGUCGAACUGUUUGGUCUGACACCACGAGAUACACCCUGCCUGUUUCAAUGGAAGUUUUGGGCAGAUCCAAAGAAUGCAAUUCCAAGAAGCGGUUUGAGUUUGGCGCAUUGGAAUCAAACGGCAAGCACCGUCAUCAAUGGAAAGGUUGAACCUAGAAGUGCAUGGCAACUCUAUGAGAUGGGACGUCUUAAAGUGGAUCGUCCGCACUACUUCCUUGUGGAUUCGAUCGCCAAAUCACCAUCGCAAACACCUGACAACAGCGCAGUCUAUGCCAGUACAUUUGGAAUUGGAACUGCUCUGACAUCGGCACCAAUCUUUCGUCUCUACACUGCACGUUACCCCGUGAAAGCGAAUGAUUAUUGUCAGUAUAGCCGUGAGCAUCUUUUAUAUAUUUCCAAGCUGUCGGCAUCGCUAUUCUCUGCGAUUUCCUGUGGUGUUAUGUUCCAGGUAUUUUUGGAGCUGAUUUCCAGAGACAGUAUCGAUCAUUCCAGUAAUUUUAUGUUUUCUUUCCUGCUUACCAUACUCUAUGGACUUGGUACUACACUGGCCAGUAUCAACAGUCAGGCGCUAUGGCAACACGCACCCAACACAAUGUUCCUCUCCAUCGGACUCUAUUGCUAUAUUAAAUUGCAAUCGGCAUCGAGUAGCAACAAAUCAUCGAUUAUAUACGCGAUUUCCUGUGCUUUUGCCUUGAGUAUGGCAACUAUUUGUCGUCCUACCAGCGCACUCUAUCCACUGGCCGUUCUCAGUAGAAUGUUGGUCAACUGUCUCAUUCCAGGAAAAGUUGGAUUCAAAAAACAAUUCAUUCGUUUAUUUGCGUAUGGAGUGACCGGUGCAAUUCUCGGUGCAGCAUUCCUCUACCAUAAUCAAUUAUUUUUCGGAUCACCUUUUAUCACUGGCCAGACCAUUGCAGCGGAGCAACUGGCACCAGCCAAAACCGGACUUGCCGAAGGAACAUGGACAACUCCACUAUGGACCGGUCUUUCAACGCUACUGUUCAGUCCAUCUCGUGGAUUGUUUGUACACUCGCCAUUCUUAAUAUUCUCCAUCGUCUCGCUGUUUUUCAGUGAUAAAUCAACGAUUACACUGCUCGCGCCAUUCAUGGCAUCGACUGCCAUCCUUACCUAUGCCGCCAGUACAUUCUUUGACUAUUGGGGAGGUUGGUGUUUCGGACCGCGUCCACUCACCGACUUGAUGCCAACACUCUUGGCAAUGAUUGGUGCAGGUAUCACAAGAAUGAAGAGAAUUCAGCCACUCGUGACACUGUUGGUAUGCACUGGUAUACUGGCGAUCAUCGUCCAGAUGAUUGGAAUGUACGCAUACGAUCCAAUGAUUUGGAACUACCAAAAAGCUGUACGUGGUGAAUCCGAAACCGACUUGGAAUUGAUCUCCAACUUUGAAGUACUCAGUGGAAAGCAAGCGGAUCCGGCUGGUACCGUCAUGGUAAACAUCGAUGAUCCUCCCUACCGUUGGCGUCUAUGGGACUGGAAUAACGGUCAGCCUUUUUACCUACUGAAAAACUUUGGACUUGCUAGAAAAAUGAAGAAAUACACUGUUAAACAAUGGGUAGAUGGUAGUUUAACAUAA